Messenger RNA from Phytophthora nicotianae INRA-310, 504 nucleotides. RefSeq lists its product as hypothetical. NCBI's taxonomy places the organism in Eukaryota, Oomycota, Peronosporomycetes, Peronosporales, Peronosporaceae. The transcript has a single exon. The record is from RefSeq and is a predicted model, not a curated record. The coding region runs from base 1 to 504 and encodes 167 amino acids.
AUGCCCCAUCAGCGAAACGUCGGUGCCAUCGUCGAAGGAGUGCUUUGCAGCUCACUUCUGAAGUUCCAACAGUGCAGGACGUUACGGUAUAGCGCCAUGACCAACAUGGAGACGUUCUACGAUACGCUGGGUCUCGUUGGCUCUUUCCUCGUCUCGGCGGCGCUGGUCCCGCAGAUAGUGAAAGUAUUUCGAUCCAAGAGCGCCAAGGACAUCUCGAAAGCCUUUCAAUCAGUCUUUGUCGUCGGCAUCGCGUGCAUCACAGUGUAUGGCAUGGGCGAGGGUCUAUGGCCCAUCUGGAUCCCGUCGACGCUCGAGCUGUUCGGCGGAAUCGUCCUGCUGGUCAUGAAGCAUUACUACGACUGGUGCGAUACCAAGCGCGUCGAGAAGGAGCAGGAGGAGACGCUUGCAGCCGUCGCCACCGAGGAGGCAGUGCUGACGCCGUCCACCGCCGCAUAUGCAGCAAGCAGAACACCACGAUCAGCCAAAAGCAAUACAUGUAAUUAA